Agrilus planipennis (emerald ash borer) is the source of this 1961-nucleotide messenger RNA. RefSeq names its product putative fatty acyl-CoA reductase CG8306. The record is from RefSeq and is a predicted model, not a curated record. The transcript is spliced from 8 exons. Gene Ontology annotation, biological process: long-chain fatty-acyl-CoA metabolic process. Gene Ontology annotation, molecular function: alcohol-forming very long-chain fatty acyl-CoA reductase (NADP+) activity. Gene Ontology annotation, cellular component: peroxisome. The coding region runs from base 205 to 1743 and encodes 512 amino acids. Lineage: Eukaryota; Metazoa; Arthropoda; Insecta; Coleoptera; Buprestidae.
UCCAUUAUUUUAGUUUUUGCACAAAAACGUGAGUAAGUGGGGUUAAGAUGAUGUGAAUUGUUUGGUAGUGAGUUUUAUUAGUAAGUUUAAUAUUUAUUCAAGGUAUCAAGGCAAACACAUCCAAACCGGUCGUGCAAGUGGUGUAGUUUAUAACUUUUGUAAAGCUCCUGGUUAUUUUAUUUUGAAUAUACUAUUUAGGGCGAGAUGACCAGUUCACAGACGAUACCAAGUUGGUACAAGGGUAAAAAUAUAUUUAUAACGGGGGGUACAGGAUUCGUAGGAAUAUGUCUUAUAGAAAAACUAUUACGCGUCAUUCCAGAGACGGGGGAUAUUUACCUUCUAAUGAGACCCAAGAAAGGCAAAGAAAUAUCUGAUAGAUUGGAAGAUAUUAAGAAAAAUCUUAUUUUUGAAAAAGUUUUGGAAACCCGGUCUCCUGAACAGGUGUUUUCCAAAUUAAAGGCUAUUGCAGGAGAUGUGGCUCAACCUAAUUUGGGAUUAUCGGAGGCGGAUCGAAAAAUUCUUACAGAAAAAAUAAAUGUAAUUUUCCAUUCUGCGGCAACGUUAGAUUUCGCUGAAGGUCUUAGAGAAACGGUUAAUGUAAACCUUUUGGGUACCAGAAGAGUCUUAGAGUUGGCAAAUCAAUGCAGAAAUUUAAAUGCUUAUAUACAUGUCAGCAGUGCCUAUGUUAAUAGCUAUAACUUGAAAGCUGAAGAGAUUAUAUAUCCUCUAAAAGAAGACCCCGAAGGUGUUAUAUCCCUUGUCGAAAAGAUGGAUGACGAAAAAUUGGAAAAAAUGACCCCCGACCUUUUAGGAGACCAUCCCAACACAUACACUUUCACGAAACAUAUGGCAGAACACGAAGUUAAAAAGAGUCAAACUAAAUUCUCUUGCGCCAUUGUAAGGCCGAGUAUGAUUGUUGGGGCAUGGAAAGAACCGAUACCUGGUUGGACUAUUAGUAAAAAUGGCCCUCAGGGUUUUUUGAUGGGCGCUUCGAAGGGUGUUGUAAGACGUUUGCCCGUGGGUAAAGAACUUGUUUACGACUACAUUCCGGUUGACAUUGUCGUCAACACCUUGAUUGCUGCUGGCUUUCAUGCAGGUUCAACGAAUGCGAAAGAGGUAGAGGUUUAUCAAUGUACGUCCAGUACCCGUAAUCCAUUUCGUUGGAUAGCAGUUGAUGAUAAAGUCAACGAUUAUUUGCAUAAAUAUCCUUUAAAAUCCGCUGUUUGGUAUCCUCAUCUCAAAUUCCUACCAAGUGUCACAUGGUUCAAGAUUUCGGCCUUAUUCGUACACUUCCUUCCUGCAUUCAUUCUGGACACCAUUACCAGAUUAGUAGGAGGUCGACCGAUUUUGAUGAGGUUGCACAGAAACGUAAACAGUUCACUAGAUCGCUUGGAAAAGUUCAUUUUCACGGAAUGGGAAUUCCCCGCAGAAAAGACAGAUAAAUUACACAAUUGGUUAAGCUCUGCGGAUCAACAAGCUUUUAAUUUGGACAUUUCGAGCCUCGUAUGGCCGGAUUAUUUCGAUUAUCUCACGCAAGGCGCUAGACGAUACCUUAGCAACGAAAAAAUGAGCAACAUAAGUUCUGCAAGGUCGAAAGAUACCAUAUUGCGAUUUCUUCAUUUUGGACUUCAGGUGGCUAUUUAUGCCUUAAUAUGGUACCUUGUAGCAUGCAUUACUGGGAAAAGUAUGAAAAGUGCAUCGUUCAUAGUGCCUGUCGCUUACAUACUGUUCAGCUUCCUUUAAAUUGGCAGCAAAAUAGAGUAUGUAAAUGAGACAAUUUGUUGAUCGUCGACACAAUGUACCUAUUUAGGGGUUUAUUACACCUAAUAUUUAAAACUACUGAACGUUAAGUGCUUAUUCGUGGAUGUUUAAGAGUUCUGCUCUUUUUUCUUAUACAUUUCACUAAGUAGGGUGGUUAUUUAUGAUUAUUAUUUUUAUUAAUUAUGUAUUAUAAUAGUUUA